Messenger RNA from Hymenoscyphus albidus, 1143 nucleotides. The record is from the annotation of a GenBank genome assembly. NCBI's taxonomy places the organism in Eukaryota, Fungi, Ascomycota, Leotiomycetes, Helotiales, Helotiaceae.
AUGGAUUUACCUCAACUAUCAAGCCUGACAAAUGAAGAAGUUGAAGACAGAUUUUGGGACGGGUUGGCCCCAAUCUGGUGUGAGAACUUUACGGACGCAUGUUUCUGGACUCGCGGUGAUACACUUCAUGCCCUCGUCGAAGCUGCUAAGUCUGGUUCCAUCGCUAUUAGAAGCGGGCGCUGAUGCAACUUUCUGGAAAAGGCCCAAGUUUACGUUCCUUCGCCUGCCUCGGAGAGUGCGUUGAGUAUAUCAACUCCUUUACAUUCCGCAGUUAGCCAAAGCCAUGUUCCCAUACUUCGGCAUCUACUCGAAUUAGGCUUUGAUCCGAAUGUAAUGGCGUUAUCAAACCCAACAAGGUGUGUUACCCCUUUAAUGGCAACGAUUAUCAGUUCAAAUAGGUUCGAAAGAGAAGCCUUUGAUCUUCUCUGCUCUCGAGCAAAUAUCAACCUCGAACUUCGUACACCUGUUUACGAGAUUCAUAUCUUACAUUUCGCAGUUGUGAAAUUAGACCUCGAAAUGUUACAGCAUGUAACCAGCCGUAUUCCUCUACAUAAUGCCAGUACCACGGCUUUGGGACAUACCUUGCUACACGUUGCUUCCAUGCCAGCGUGCAGGCUCAGAAUCCAAAGGAAUGCCAGCAUCAUUCGGAAAAUCAUUCACGAGACAAGAGAUACCCGAUCGUUCAAUGAUCACAGCUGCUUUUGGUAUGUUAGCGACCAAUCUCUACCCCCAGACACAGAGCUCACUGAACAACUUCUUGUUCUUCGUUAUCUGUGGGAGAAUGGCGUCAGAGAUAUCGAUGCGAGAGAUGUACAUGGAAAUACAGCCCUACAUUAUUUGGCAGGUUGUCGUACUCUGAAUUGGCCUUUGCUAGACUGGUGGCUUGAAGAUACCUUGGUUCAGAGGGUUUGGAACCAGAGUGAGAAUGUUUAUGGCGCAACCCCUUCAAUGUUGGAAGUUGCUGGGUCCGAGAUUGAAAAUGGCACGGGUGGGUGUUCUUUUCCGGACGAUGAGGAUUGCAAGUGGCAAUCAGAAAGAGCUGAGAGAAAAGAAGCGGUAUGGAAUUCUAUAUUACAGAAGGUAGAGAGAGUGGAAAGCUCGGGUCCCCAUCCCCUUGCCAAUUUCUAUUAUACAUCCACAUGA